AUGGAAACAGACUGCAUUCGUUUUGUGAGAAAGUUUCAUCAAAGUCACAUUCGUGGUGAUUUGAUUCGGAUUCCACCGAAUAAGUUAUAUGUGACGAGUUCUCCUUGGACGUUUGUAGCUUGGGGCAUGGAUAUCAUUUGCCCUAUUGAGCUAUCCGCCUCAAAUGGACACAGCUUCAUUCUGGUAGCUAUUGGUUUCUUCACGAAGUGGGUAGAAGCAUCUUCAUACAAGUAUGUGACAAAAAAGGUGGUGACAUAUUUUGUCUGCAAUAACCUCAUUUGUAGAUAUGGGAUCCCUGAGUCAAUUAUUACAGAUAAUGGAGCUAAUCUCAGUAUCGGCUUGAUGCAUGAGAUAUGUGAGAAGUUCAAAAUUAUUCACCACAAUUCAACUCCUUAUCGACCUCAGAUGAAUGGCACAUUGAGGGAGCCAACAAAAAUAUCAAGACGAUAUUGCAGAAAAUGA
Messenger RNA from Solanum tuberosum (potato), 462 nucleotides. RefSeq lists its product as uncharacterized. Bases 1 to 462 code for a protein of 153 amino acids. Gene Ontology annotation, molecular function: nucleic acid binding. Lineage: Eukaryota; Viridiplantae; Streptophyta; Magnoliopsida; Solanales; Solanaceae. The transcript has a single exon. The record is from RefSeq and is a predicted model, not a curated record. Gene Ontology annotation, biological process: DNA integration.